AUGCCUCUCAAUGCUGCCUUCGAAGAGGCAAUCCGUAUCACCCCACAAGGUGCCAACAAGUACAGCGCCCAUCUCCGCCCGGAAUGGUGCAUUGGAACCGUUCCACACGGCGGCUACACAUCAGCAGUGAUAUACAAGUUAGCCCUAACGCACUUCGAACACGCCCACCCAAACCAAUACUCCACCCCCGCCUCCCCAAUCUCCAUCCAACUCUCCUUCCUCCGCCGCACAGCCUCGGGCCCCGCAACCCUCGAAGUCGAAGACGUCAAGCUCGGCGCCCGCACCAGCACAAUCCACAUCAAACUCCUCCAACCCUCAGAAAAGCACCCCGACAAACCCGAGAUCAAAGUCGCAGGCUACAUAACCGUGAGCCCCCCAGACGCCGAGGUCGGAAUCAGCGUCCCGACAGGCUGGAAAGCGCACCCGGCCCCAGUGCCCGGCUCGCUCCCGAACGGGCAGAUAGAUUUCGCGCAGCUCGGGGCGACAGGCAAAGAUGGGGCGUGGGUGAAGACCGAGCCGCCGUAUCCUGAGUUCCGGCGCGCGGCGACGCAGCUGGAGCUGUAUGGGCCUGGGAAGGGGGAGACGCAGCAGCAGCGGAGUGGGACGAUGGCUAUUGAUCAGUGGGCGCGGUUUAGGCCUUGUGGGGAUUUGGAUGGGAGGUGGACUGAUGCGGCGGUUGUGUAUCUGCUUGAUAUGUUUCCCAUGGCGCUGGAUGGGUUUGAUAGUGUUUCGGCGAAUGCGGUUGCGAAGGAGACGGGGGGUAAUGCUGCUGAUUUGAAGGCUAAGUUUUGGUAUCCGACUGUCACGUUGAAUAUUGAUAUGAAGAAGCAUUUACCUGCUGGUGGGGUUGAGUGGCUUUAUAGUCGGAUUGUGACAAAGGUUGUUCGAGAUGGGAGGACUGAUUUAGAUGUGACUGUUUUAGAUCAGGAUGGAGAAGUUGUUGCGUUGGGGACGCAGGUUGGGUUGGUGGUUAGUGCGAGUCGAAAUUUGGGGAGUCGGAAGUUGCAGAAGCUGUAG
This is a messenger RNA of Penicillium verhagenii, 1017 nucleotides long. RefSeq names its product thioesterase family protein. The transcript has 2 exons. Bases 1 to 1017 code for a protein of 338 amino acids. The record is from RefSeq and is a predicted model, not a curated record. NCBI's taxonomy places the organism in Eukaryota, Fungi, Ascomycota, Eurotiomycetes, Eurotiales, Aspergillaceae.